GUCGCAUUGUCAGUUGGCGCCACUGACGUUCUUCGUGGGCCAAUGACCGCGUUCGGUGGAACGAACGCUGCCUCGCGCCAAUUGGAUCGCACUUUCAGACCCGCGCUGCGAUACGACCGUUCGUCUCCCGAUCUGAAAGUACGGUUCCAAUCGGAGUGGCUCUCCCCGCCGUGCGCGGCCAAUGGCAAGCGUUCGCGCGCCCGCCAAUCCGACGUUCAGCGCCCCGGUGGCCAGCAAUAUUUGAAGUGAUUUUCAGUUGCGCUGCCGUUACUCGAGCGUGCUGCGGGUUGGCGUGCACUUCGCUCGCGUCGUUUGUCCUCAUCGCGCUGCGUCCUUGUCGCCGAGAUGCCGGAUUUCAGGCAGCAGUACAAGAAUCCGCGUCCGGGAUUCGGCGACGCGAGUCACAGGAGGUAUCUGCGCGCGUACAAUUGCGACAGGAACCGCAGAGCGGUCAGAACGCGGACCUUCGACCAGAACCGCGGUCUGCAGAACGUUUCGGCGCCAACGAGCCCGCAUCCCGAGGGUACAUCUACUGAUGAGCGUGCGAACAAAUUAAUAAAAUGGAAGCAAGAGCGUGACAGGAAGAGGAGGCAGGAAGCAGUGGCGAAGAAACCAGCUUUCAAAGUCGGCGUCGUUCAUCACUCGUUAUGUUCGCCGAUGAUCAAGAGCGACAUGCCAGCUACUAAAACACCUAAGAAGCCGGAACCCUCAAUUCAAGUCCAAAGACGAAUUACGAGAGCAACGGAGAAGCGGCUGCUCGCUAAAGCUGCAAAACAAGCGGCAAAAGAUCUUACCUCGGCGUCGAUGAAGCAGUCUGCGAGUGUGAAAACGGCGUCUUUUAAAAACAACGCAAAGCAAUCAUUUGCUCCAAUUAAUUACAAUUUCAAACCUCCGUCUGCGUUGCAAACGCUACCACCUCUAUUUGGUCUUGUACCACUAGAGCAAACGCCACAAGAGAAAUACCACACAAAAGAAAUAUCGCAGAGCUGCACACCAACGUCUGAUGUUGCCACAGGGAAUGUCCAACCUUCCACGAGUUCGAAGCUGUCACCAGUUAAGCAAAACUCGCCGCAGAAAUUAGAUAAAUCGACCGUGCAUUGUUCAACUGAUUUGAAUGUAACUCAGACAUUGAGAUCGACAUUGAAGGAACAGGCCGAGAACCAGGCAGACGUACGAGACUCGUCGCAGGAAGAAAAAUUGUCGUCAAGCAGCUCUGAUACCAAAACGCCGCCGCAAAAUAUAACUCCGACAUCCUGUGAGAAAGAAAAUUGUUCUGUAGAUCUCAUUGUUUUUUCACCGUAUCUCACACGAAGCCGUGGAAAGAGGAAUUCCAGAAAAGAAGGACAGCAACGGCUAGGUAUCGGCCAUCCAUCUGGCGAAAUUCCCACCAAAGAUACUGUCAUGAAAAAUUUGAACAUAUGCGUGGAAGACGAAGAACGCACCGCUCAAUAUUUCAAACUUCUCUUGAACAAAGAAGUAGACAGACUUCAAGAGCUUUGUAAGAAAUGGCUGGACAUUAAGUUGCAGAAAAAUGUUCCGGAGGACGCUACCUACGAAAUACAACAAGCAGUAGGGCAGACAAAUUUGCUGAUAAAUAAGAAAUUCGAAAGAUUUCGUUGCUUGGUGCAGGACUGCGAAACUGGUAGAGGAGAGAUGCUGGUAACGUGUAGAGAUUUGCAAGGAUUUUGGGAAAUGGCAUACAUGGAGGUCGAAAACUGUGACUCGCGAUUUGAGAAAUUGGAGCAACGUCGGAACAGAGGAUGGCAGGAGGAGGAGGAAGACGAGGAGCGCACCGUAGUCACCAAGCCUGUUGUUAAGAAACGAGUGCCUGUUAAGAAACAAAUUGUAUCAUCAAAACAGAGUUCGUUGCGAUCGUUAAUCCUGGCCGCCAGACAAAAGAAAAUGGAAGCGGGAACAUUAGGCAAGAAAGAUAUGUUACCGCAAGAUGUACAUAUAAGCGAAAACUCGAGUAAUAGAAAAUCUUUUACAGCGCUUGAUGAAGAGAACACUCGACGUAUCAGGAGAUCGAAAUCCCAGGAGCUUAAUGCGAGCAAGUCGUCUGAUCGAUGUGAAAGCUCUAGAGCGAGUUCCAUGCAAUUCUCCGACAAGUCUAAGAAAAUGAGAAGCCCAUUCGCAGCCAUGAAGAUAAGUCAAAUGUGCAAGACACCGGAGAUUCAAUUAGAUGACACAAUAUCUUACGUUAAUUCCGACCAAACGCCGGGCAAAAGUAUAUUGAAGAAAUCGGAAGAAUUAGAAAACAAGGAAGCCCGGAUCAAGUCCGCGCACAAAGUCAAUUUUGACGAUCGAGUAGCUUUAACGGAGGUCCCUGUUGAAGAAAACGUGCGCACUGUAUUUAGUUUAGCUGCCGCAUUAAACAAGAUAGACACUUUCGACUUCGAUCAGAUGAAUCAAUCGUCGUGCAUUAAUGCCGAAAGAAGACUAGUUUUUGAAGUUACAGACUCUGAUAGCGACAACCUGGACGAACUGAGGCUCGAGAAGCAACCAAUGAGGAGACGAAAUAAAUCUAGGUCAUCUGUUCAGAAUAUUUCAGAUAAUAUUGUGCAUCCGCUUGGCGAAAUAACAUCCUUUUCAUCUACUAAAGAAUCAUUGCCAGAUAAUGCAGAGAUUACAUCAUCCAGGAGAAGCUUAAGAAAUCGAUCUCGACGUAAGGACGCAUCGGGCAAGAAAAGUGUAGAUAUACCAGUUUCACCUCCAACACGAGACAGCGGAAUAGACACUAUUGCUGAAAUUAUUUCAAAAGACAUGAAAGAUAAUCUUGCUUUAGGGAAAAGAGUACUCAGAAAUAGAACUGUCACGGCAAAUGACACACCCAAAAGCAAUAGAACUAGCAAAAUGAUGACUCCAAAAAGAGCAAGUAUUAAAAAAGAAGAACAUAAGAGCUCGCCAAAGCCAAGUAGGACAAGUUCAUUAAAAUUAUCGCCGAAAAAAGAUGAAAAUAUGACACCGAAUAGAUUUAAUACAAUGGAGAUGACGGAUGCAACAUUGACAGGCAGUAUUAAGAGAAGGUCGCAUCGAAAAAGUGUUGCAUUUGACGAAACUUGUGUGGGAUGUGGCGAAAAUAAACCAGUCCUACCUAUGACUCCUUAUUCAGUACAUCGCAACAAAACACCUUCGAGACAGAGCCGAAGCAAACAUGAUGAAGAUCUUAUAUUAUGGGAGACGCCAGAUAGAAAACAUCGUCUUCGUAGGACUACUAGAUCUCAAUCGAAUCUUUCAUAACUUUUUACAUAUUAUAUAUUUAUGUUGUACUUGUAUAAAUGAAAAUCUGGUACAAUGAAAGAUUUUUAUAAAAACUUUUCAUUGUAUCAGAUUUUCAUUUACACAAAUUUCAUUUAUAAAAACGUCGCCUCUGCACGGCAAAAGCAACAAAAGUAAAAAAAAUAACGUUGCUCGCUUCUCUUGUCACUUAAAAAAAAAAUCUGUGUUUUACUGGAGAACGAUUUUUAUCUGCCUGCACAAAUCAGGCGCUGCUACAAUCAUAGUUUUAAACAUCUUGACCGUCACUAUUUUUAAACGAACUAUUUGAAAUACAAUUUUUGCAUUGAUCGUUCCUACUUUAGUAAAAUUUUUAUAAUAUUUACGAGUUCUUCUGAAUAAAAACACGUAUGUUUCUUACACGUACUCGAUAAAUUAUAAAAACGUAAGAAUAUUUGUGCUACUUUUGUGCAGGGACGACAAUGAUAUCUACGUGUUAUAUAUAUAUAUACAUAUGACAAAUGUAUUAUAAAAUAUUUCAUUUUGUUUUUUAAUGUACUUUAAGAGAUGUUCGUUAUAACAGAACUUUUACAAUGUUUGCAAUUUCAUAUCCAUUGCUUGGAUUUUAUUAGCAUUUACAUAGUCUACUUUUAAAUAAUAAUAAUAAUAAUCCGUACAAUUGUAAGCUUUCAUUGUAAAAAGUUCUUGUGAAAUAAAAAAUAGAAUACGAAUAUUCCACGAAACUAUAAGUACAUAUUAAUAUACGCAUAUAAUUUUUGAUUAAUGUAAUUUAAUAAAUGUAAUAUAAGUUGAAAUAUAUCGCUAAGGUCCGUGUAGAAUCCUGGCCUAUUUCUACUUGUAGAUGUUUCCGAAAUUGAGGUCAACCAAACAUGUAUUUGAUGAAGAUUUUUUAUCAUGGGAUACGCCAGAUAAAAAACAUCCCAAGUUUUAGCAAUGCAUUUUAUAUAUAAAAUAAUCAUUACAAGUA
Messenger RNA from Vollenhovia emeryi, 4204 nucleotides. RefSeq names its product disks large-associated protein 5-like. Lineage: Eukaryota; Metazoa; Arthropoda; Insecta; Hymenoptera; Formicidae. Bases 346 to 3240 code for a protein of 964 amino acids. Gene Ontology annotation, biological process: signaling. The transcript is spliced from 5 exons. The record is from RefSeq and is a predicted model, not a curated record.